Lindgomyces ingoldianus is the source of this 489-nucleotide messenger RNA. RefSeq lists its product as uncharacterized. NCBI's taxonomy places the organism in Eukaryota, Fungi, Ascomycota, Dothideomycetes, Pleosporales, Lindgomycetaceae. The record is from RefSeq and is a predicted model, not a curated record. The transcript is spliced from 5 exons. Bases 1 to 489 code for a protein of 162 amino acids.
AUGUGGAUAUGUAACCCCUUGGGUGGUGGCAUUCUAGAUUGGCGUAUUGCUGAUUCGAGGAGUAGAGAGCUGAGAUCCCGCGACGAGGCCGAAUUCAAUGAGCACCUAAUGGGGGGUCUUUUCUUGAACGAAAACGCAUUGGAACAGGUUUCGAUAUCGCAUAGUGUCAAACACAAAAUCGUUUUCACUCAUGCAGACCUCAAUAUAAAAAUAUUUUUUGUGCAGGCUGGAAUCCUGAGUACUGGGAAUCUUGCAGAUGUGAUUCAUCAAGUUUUCCCAAACUACAAUGAUGAGUUGCAGGGAUGUAUGAUAUUCAAGUUACUAGCCACGCUGAGCCGAAAUGUAUUCAGCCAAUAUUGCUAUCGACACAGCAUUAGCGCGGAAAGUCUAUGGGAACCAAGUCGAAAAACUGCUAAGCACAACAAACGCUUUGCACGUGACAGUGAGAGAGACCGCAUACAACAAACAAAAUGUAUCAAAACCAAAUAA